GAGAAGAGCGGUCGUAGGGGCAUUUAUUCCAGUGUUUCACCUCCCCUCCCGCUUUUUGUCCUCCCAAACAGUCCGAAGGCGGCUGCUGAAAGGCUCCAACCCACUGGAACUCUCGGAGUAACCGCCUCCGCAUCCCCUCGCGGGUGUAGACCGAGACUCGCGCGGACGGGAGGGACGAAGAAUGUUUGCGCAGCCUUCAAACGACUUGGCAGGCAACAAGAGGGAAAAGGCCGCUCUAGGGAGAGUUCAAAUUGAAAUUACACGGAGGGAAGAACGUGCAGAUCAGCGCUGAAGCUCAUUAAAAAAAGCGAGGUGACUGAGAAGAACAAACACGCCUCCAAAAGGAAAAUGGAAAAGGAGGUCGAGCGCCUCUCGCCCCCUCCUCCGAAGCGCUUCUCCUGCUGGAAACCAGAGGGAGUGGGAAGAGUGGCCCGGAGUUCGAACCUAAGCAGAGACGGUGGUGGCGGGGACGACGUUCCCAACGGGAAGUCGCGCGCAGGGACAAAGCUAAGUCCUGAGAAUUAGGCCGAGGCUAGAUCAUUCGUUCGCUGGACAUCGGGCAUCGUUUGGGUUUUAUUCAAACCCGUUGGAAAACCUUAAAGUUCUAGGCAGGGGAACAGCACGACGUGAUUGGAUCCUCCAGAGUAGAAUCUAGACAGUCCCCCUCCAACCCACUCCCAACUCCCCACAACUCUCCCAGCAUCUCCACCUCCUCCCACUUGGGAGAAGGAUGAGAUCGAUGAAGUUCACGCGGUGCGCUCUGCAGACCUCGGCUGGGAAAGCCCAGCGCACCCCUAGGCGCACCGGGAAGCGUCUACCAGAACCGCCUCUGGCUCCCCGGGUCAAAGUCCCCACCCUCAGCCUCCUUGUACAAUUCAUUAACUUUGCAGACACCCGUUUUAUUCGCCGGAUCAUUCCCGGACGCUUUAGAGAAAAGCCUGGGCAUUAACCUCACGGCCCGCGCGCACUGCCCGACGUCACCACAAGUGAAGGAUUCUCGGAAAAGAUCAACCGCGCCAGCUCCCGAAUCCCGGCAGCCCCUCGCCCGGGUGUGCCAGAGUCGACUUCUCUCUCUCUCUCGGUCUUAGUGGACCUGAGAGAGAGAAAGAAAUUUUCUAUAAACCACUGAACUGGGGCAGUGCCAGAAAUUGUCCUGACCCGGUACUCUGUAGCUUCCAAGGUGCUUCCAAUCCCAUUCGCGCCGCAAGGAUCCCACAAGAUCGGGAAAACCGAGGCUUGGGAAGGGUUGGGUGCCCCAAAGGCAGGCUGCUUGGAAGAAACGGAGCCGACCUGAACCCCGCGUUUGCAGGUUUCAAAUCGCGGCGCGUUUUGAGAGGCCUUUCUGACCCCUCAGAAUUAUUAGUUCGAGCCCCCUGGUCUAUCCUGCUCGGAAAUUCGGCCUCUGAUCGAGGAAGCCCUGUUGGGAAGAGGGCUGGUUAUUCCCUUGUCUUCCUCCUCACUGCCCCUACUCCAUCCAAUCUCUUUCUCCUUCUCCCCUUCUGAGUUUGUCACCAUUUCUUGGUCAAAGCCCCACACCAUAGAUGCAAGGAGAUGAAAACCCACAAUUUCUCACUCCAGAGCCUGCGCCUGCGUUCACUGCAUCAGGGUUCUCGAACCUUAAGGAGCUCACAAUCACGUGGGGGCUUUGUUAAAACAGGAAUUCUGGGCCCCGCCCCCGGACACCUCAUUCAACUGGUCUCAGCUGGGCCUGAGAAUGCGCAUUUCUAACCGGUUCCCGGGAUGGCUCACAAUGGGGAUGCCAGGGACCGGGAGAGAAGACUCGAGGAAAUCGUGCCUGUACCCAGACACAUGGAAGCCAAGGUCUACCCAAGGGACAGAAACCGCUGAGUCCCGCUCCACCAACCUGGGACAAACCAGCUUAAAGGUGCUGUUCAGGAAGACUCAGCUCUCUCCGCUGUGCUUUUGUAUGCCGGUCCUUGGUUGGCAAAUGGAGAGACCCAGCGCCAAGCUUUCUACACGGGAAUCACCCCUCAACCUUUCUGAAGGAUCCAGAACCUCUCUCCAAGGCUUGGAGGCCUCGGAUUCUGGAGGAUUCCACAACUUAGAGUCAAGAGGGAUGGCCUAUCCAAACAGUGGGGGUGACCUGGAGGAUCUUAGCAUUCCAGGCACAAUCCUAGCCUCGCCUGGGAGAACUGCCACUCAGGUGAGGGUCUUGGGCCUGGUGCUCCAGGAGGAGGGAAGAAGCCCCUGGAGAGAUGUGGCGCUCCCAUUUUACACCCUCCAGAUAGCUCUGAGGCCACGCUCCUGGGUUCCAACUCCAUUGAGUCCUGCAUGCAGCUCGGUGUUCCCCGGCCACAUCGUAAAAAGAUUUACAAGACUAUGUUAAACUGGCAGUAAAAACAAUUAACUUUAAUGGCACCUUGGGUGGGUGGCUGGGUGGGUCGGAAGGAGGGAAGGAGGGCGGGUGCUUCCUCCUCUUCAGACUGGGAAUCCAGGUGAGGGAGGGGACCCGCUUUCAAGUCCCUUUUGGGUUUCUUCUAUUUGCUCCUCCAGGGAUACUCCACUGGGCUCUGGAGUUCAGAGGUUCAAGGUUAAAGUGAAAAGAAGACUGAGCAUGGAGACUACAGGAGACUUCAAGUCCCACUUGACAGUCCCUGGCUAACUGAUCCUAAACAAGCCUCUUAACCUCUCUGAGACUCAGUAUGCUCAUCUAUGCAAUGGGAAUUUGU
This is a messenger RNA of Pongo pygmaeus (Bornean orangutan), 2690 nucleotides long. RefSeq lists its product as uncharacterized. The transcript is spliced from 4 exons. Bases 1715 to 2347 code for a protein of 210 amino acids. The record is from RefSeq and is a predicted model, not a curated record. NCBI's taxonomy places the organism in Eukaryota, Metazoa, Chordata, Mammalia, Primates, Hominidae.